Trichoderma breve is the source of this 324-nucleotide messenger RNA. RefSeq lists its product as uncharacterized. The record is from RefSeq and is a predicted model, not a curated record. The coding region runs from base 1 to 324 and encodes 107 amino acids. NCBI's taxonomy places the organism in Eukaryota, Fungi, Ascomycota, Sordariomycetes, Hypocreales, Hypocreaceae. The transcript has a single exon.
AUGUCUGACGCACCCUCUUCCACCACCACCUCCUCCUCCGCCCUCCGCCGUCCCUCCACCAGCUCCGAAACAUCCUCCCUCUCGUCCGCCUCAACCGCCUACACCACUUACAAGGACAAGGAAGGCCAGCCUCUACUGCUCGACGGCAGCGUCCACGAGCGCAAAAUCAAGCGCGGCCUGCGCCAAAAGGCCCGCGACAUGGUCCACGACAUGGGCAGCCCGCCCACCGCGAGGCAGGACGCAAAGGAUGGCAAGCCCACGCUCAACCACGCUCCGCUGGGAGGGAUGGUGGGCGAGCCCAUGAUGAGGCCGGGCAAGAUUUAA